This is a messenger RNA of Anastrepha obliqua, 624 nucleotides long. RefSeq lists its product as uncharacterized. Lineage: Eukaryota; Metazoa; Arthropoda; Insecta; Diptera; Tephritidae. The transcript is spliced from 3 exons. The record is from RefSeq and is a predicted model, not a curated record. Bases 1 to 624 code for a protein of 207 amino acids.
AUGCGUGUGAUUGUGGUGCUUUGCUUGAUUGCUGUCGCUGCAGCUCAAUACGAAUACGCACAGAAUUCGCAACCUCAAACUAGUGCUGCUCAACUCUCCGAACCCAUUCAACCGGCAAGCGAAUACAACAAAGAAUUCUAUACUUACUCUGCUCCUCCCGCAAACGAAUUCGAAGAAGCCCAUGCAUCACCAAUCUCCGUAAAGAAGAGUUUGCGCGUUCUCUUCAUCAAGGCACCUGAAAGCACCGCAAUCGAGAAUGCUGCUUUGCAAUUGGCCCAGUCCGCUGCUGAAGAUCGCACUGCCAUCUAUGUGCUUACGAAGCAAGCGGACAUCGGUGCAUUGGCCAGCAAAUUGAAUGUGCAACAGAGCAAUGCCCACAAGCCCGAAGUGCAUUUCGUCAAAUACAGGACAUCCGCUGAUGCUGAGAAUGCCCAACGUGCUAUCCAAUCGCAAUACGAUUCGUUGCCUGGUGCCUCGAGCAGCCACGAUGCCGGAUCUGCGCCAGUAUUGAACUUUGCCAGCCAAGCUGCACCCGCUCCUGCUGCCGCUGCCGCUGCUCCAGCUCCAGCCAAUCAAUACCAACCACCAGCACAAGCGUAUUUGCCACCUGCCAGAAGGCUGUGA